Echinostoma caproni is the source of this 237-nucleotide messenger RNA. NCBI's taxonomy places the organism in Eukaryota, Metazoa, Platyhelminthes, Trematoda, Plagiorchiida, Echinostomatidae. The record is from the annotation of a GenBank genome assembly.
AUGUCUCACAAGCAAACACCCCGUGAUUUCCUCAAGCUGAUCAUUGGCAGACCUGUUGUGGUCAAAUUGAAUUCCGGGGCAGAUUAUAGAGGAGUGCUAAUCUCACUUGAUGGUUACAUGAACGUGGUGCUAGAACAGACCGAGGAGUAUGUGGAUGGCCAGCUGAAGAACAAAUACGGUGAUACAUCCUAUGAAAUCCGAUCCUCAUGGAUUUCGACAACUUCUACGUGUGAAUAG